UAUAUAGCAGUUUGGCUGAUGGGCAGACAUUUAGUGGAAUGCAUGCUUAACUUUAUUUUUUAAACUUUUCAUAAAAAUCCAAGAGGACGUCAUUUGAAAGAGAAUGAGCAUGAACCAUUUUUAAAUACAUAAUCCAAAAAAAAAAUUUGUUCAAUGAAAUUUAAGUUCUCAGACAUCAAACAAAAUAUUUUGCUGAAUCCUGCAAAUUUUGAGUUACUUAGAGAGCAACAGAAUUCCCCAAGGAAACCAUUGCCAACCUGAGGCAUUGAGCUGGGAUUUAGAGCACCAUGGAUUCAGGAAGAGCUACCAUAUACAUUCAGGGAAUGCCAUUGGAAAGUAUAGUGAUAAGCAGGCAUUUCAGGCAGGAAACACGGUGUCAAAUCCCAGCAGGGAUCUGUCAUAACUGGAUAAUACUCCUAUCUCAGUGGAAAGCUGUUUGAUAUUUGUAUAGGCACUAUUGAUGUUUCUAGAGAAACUGACCACCACCUGACCUCACUACCUUAUAUACCUGAGGAAUUUGCUUGAUCUAUCCCAUAAAAGUUCUUAGCUUAAUAAGGCUGAUAAUAUUUGACAGUAAUUGGCUGCUGUAGGUAAGGAAGAGAGGCCAUGGUCUGCAAGUAAAUUAAUACUGAAAGACCUUGGUGUCUUGAGAUGAGUCAUUGCCUCCCACCUAAUUAGCUGAAGCAAUGGUGGCAGCUGCAGCAUGAGGAGCAGGGUUGUAUGAGAAAGUUGCUGAAGAGAUUGAAUUCUGGCUAAGGGAAUUAAAAGUAUACACCGAAUUGUAGACUGAGGAUACAAAAGUGGCGCUACUGUUAGGGUAUUUAUCAUCCUGAAGCUGGUGGAGUUUUGGCAUGCAAAAAAACAAAGUCACUACAGAACCCCUAAUAUUUGGGAUAAAGUAUGGGGCAAUGCCACUGAGAAAUGGAGCAUGGCCUUUUCUCCAGAAGGGAGGGUUGCCAUCUAUUCCAUUGUAUGGGAAACUGAUGGAGUUUCUUGGUCUUAGUCUGAAGGAUAUAGUUGUUAUGACACUUCUGUUCCAUUGUUACUCUAUGUACCUUUUUCCUUGAAGAAUUCAGUGUUGUUACAUCUGAUGAAGAAGUUGAGAAAUUCUGUGAAGAAUUUUAUAAAACCCUCCAAAUUAAAUCAACAUAAACCUUGAUGUUUGGUGACUUCAGUGUCAAAAGGUAGAAAGUACAGAGUAGGGAACUUGAGGCCAUGAUGAUUUCAUUAGUAAUAAUCAAUUUCUAGUGUGGGAAAAGUUCUCUGCUCAAGCAGGUUCAGCAUCUUCCUUGCAACAUAGAUUAGAAAGUUGUUUUAACAUCAUCUAGCUGAAACCAAGUGUUUCUUAGCUUUGAAGACAACUUGAAGAAAUAUAUGUUAAACAGUAUGGAUCAAAAGUAAGGAAUAAGGCCAAAGCCUUGAUAAUUGCGUAGAUGCUUCAGUCUUUACAUUACCAAUAUUUUCUUUGAGAAAACAAAUGGGAAGUACAUAGUGAGUUGUUAGUGUGAAGAAAAGUGAAAUUAUUUAUAUUUCAAGAAGCAAAAAAUGACAUUAUUUGGCAGUGGGAAUGAUUCCUAAAUCAACCGUCUAUGUAUAAUUAGUCCAUUGACUUGUUAGAACAAAAAUCAAAUUUAGUACAAAAAUAGGGGAAUACUCGGUUUUGAGAAUUCAGAAAAAAUAAAAAUGAGAAAAAUGGCAUGCUUAAGUUAAAAUGGCAACUGUACCUAUUUUAAACAAGUUAUUGAUGCCCCAGAAUAGGGUAUAGAUAGAAGAAAGGAAUCAAGCUUGAUUGUAAUAGGUAUAUGCAGAAAUUUUACCGGUUAAUCAUUUAUCAUAAAGAAGAAACCAAAAUAGCCUAGAAUGAUCUGGCCAAAUAAAAGAGUGACAAGGACAAUACUAAUUUAAAAUAACAGUCCAUUUGUAGAAUCUUACAGAAAGAAUGGAUUUGUGGAAGAUGGAGGAGUAUCAUUUUAUAAAAAUGAUUUAAAGGAAGCUUGGUAAAAGAAAAAAGCAAAGAUAUCUGAAGGCAUUCAAGGUUGAAGGUAAAAGGAUAGCAAAAGUUCUGAAAAGAUUUUUCUAGCCAACUUUACUGUCAAGGAUAGUAGAGCUACCACAUUUGGAUUCAAUAUUAUAUUUCUGGAUGUCCUGAUGGAAGAAGUGGAAAUAGCACUGAAGAAAACCAAUGGAAAAGACAUUUUAUUGCACUGAGAAGAGUUCUGUUCUUUAAGGUAACUCAGUUUUAAGAACACUAAGUAAUCAAUUCUCAAGGUUUGUGAAAGGAGAGGAAACUAGGCAUAAAAACAUUUCAGGCCGUAUUAUCAAAAAGCAACUAAGGAUCUAAAAAAUAGCUAUUGGUCCAUAUGUCUGCUAUCUAUACAAAUUUUUAUCACUAUUGGCACAUUGAGGGAGUCCUUCAUGAGCUUGUUAAAACAGACGGGCAUUUCAAGCAAUAGGCCAUAUCAGACUAUUGACCCAAGGGCUGUUCCUCUUGUGCUUACUGAUUGUUGUCCAUAAAAAAACAUUUGAUUUUGUUGAGUAAAAUACUGCCAUGAAGGCUAUUCUCCAAAAAAUUUUCCAUAAUGUCAAAAUCAUAUGGUAUCUUGAAAAUGUGUUAACAGAACUUUGUUUAAUAACUCAAUUAUUGGUGGCAAGUGGAAUAUAAAGUGGAUGGAUAUGCAUGCAUGCCAAAGGUUAAGUAUAGUUCUCUAGAUGGUGAGGCCUACAAGUACUCCUGUUUGUGGGCAACAGACAUGUUUAUUACAUCAAGCCCUGGAAUAUUUCAGACUCCUAGACAAGAUCAAUAAAACCAAUCUUUUCCCUUGAACAAAGUUUCUGGUGGUAGUGUGUAGUUUUGAGUUAAGGAUUACUAUUAAGAAGAAAUUAAGCUAGUAAUCAUCCACAGACUUUGGAGGACUGUAUAUUGGGCAUUAUCGGCCUUAUAGCACAUUACAAAUGAGAAAUUCGUGAAGGGUAGUGUAAAAAAUGUCAGAAAAAUAUAUCAUUGUAAUAGUAAGUGUUGAGCAUAUAGAUUGAAAGAUAUUCUAAUCACUGCAUCCUUUGUAAGGAAAAUGUGAGGAAAGCUCCAAGAGUUGGAGGGCAGUUAAGCACUAGCAAAUUUGGGGUGACAAGACAAAGAGUUCGGGAUUUUUUCCUUUGGAUGGUGAGCUCACAUGUCUUGGAGCAUGUAUAGAUAGGGAUUUUUACAUUAAAAACCAAACCCAUCCAAUGACUGUCCCUGCUACAUGAGUAUGGUAGAGAUCUCUUGUUUACAAGGUACUAGGAUCCAGGUAGAAUAACUUGCUCAAGGUGACUUAGGGACAGAAACUAUUUGUGAUUAAAGUAUAACCUGGAAUCAAAAAUAGGGAACUAAAGAAGGCCCCAGAUAUAGCAAAGGAGAUUCUUGUUUCCUUGUCUCCACUGCCUAAAAGUUGAGGGGAAUUUGGUCACCUUGAUGUUCUAGCCUAUGGGGGAGAUAGAGAGCCCCUCCUGAGGGAUGUAAAUUUCUAGGAAGCGGGAGGAGUAGCAGAUUGAGAAAUAGAAGAUAUAAAAUGAGAAAAGUGAAGAAAACAAAAAUUUAACAUUUUAAGUGUUAUGUUUCUGCAUAUGCCAGACAGCAUUUUAAGAAUAAUGCAAAUUGCAUGAAUACAUUUUCUAACAAAAUGUCUGCAAUAGGUGCUCAUUUAAAAAUUUUUACCCCAAAAUGUAUGGAUCCAAAUUAUGUGUGGCCCUCUUCAAACACUUUUGCUUAUUAAUAUUUAAACUCAAAACCCAAACUAAAGAGGAUUUCCUUCUAUUUUAGUGGUUUCUGCUCUUGGAAAAGAAAUCUGCAGUUAAGUCUUGGUAGUUCUUCCCAGUGGUUUGUCUUUAGGGUAUAACGUCCCACCGAUUUUGGUAGGAAGCUGCUUCCCUUGGUCUUUGGACGGUGAUUUGAGGAAAUAAGGUAGUUAUUGCCAAACAGUGAUAAAAAUGACUAUACUAGAGUCCCCCAUGUGAAUGGAACCAACUAGACUGCUUAUCACUUUAAACUAUAUCUAGCCGAAGUUAUGGGAGAGCAUGGCAAGAGUUUGGUGGGUAGGUGGUUUUCCUCACUAUUGAACACUGUAGUGUGGAAUAUAUAAUUUAUAUUUUUAAAGGUUUUCAUGAUUGAUAGUAUCUAGGCUUAGGGCAACCUUAAGAAUACAAGUACAUGUGAGAAUAAAAACGACCAACCCAAUUAACAUUUUUAAAGCACCUGCUGUGUGUAGAACACUGGGGGGAGGGGAGAGGAGAGGAGAGGAGCGGAGUAGUAUGGAGUCCAGUAUCCAGACAGUUAUUCGGCAGGAUUUCCUUACUAGAUAAGUGGUAAAUACAUUAGACACAUGUUUAGUCCAAGACAGAAGUAGAGGAUUAUCGAGCUUUCUAUUAAAACCACGAUUCAUGUGCCUCCUGGGAAGGAACAUUCAAAGAUGGCAGCAGAUGAGACUUGCCUAAUGGUGCAGGCAAUAGCAGUUUCAGAUUGAAUCUGGUUUUUCUAAGAAAGGAUGGGCCAAUCCGACCUCCGCUCCCCAAUUCUACCUGUUUGAUGCCCUUUCUGCUAGAACCCCCUUUUCCCUCCCCAUCUAAGUUGACUUCUAACUGCGGAGAGCUUCCUAACCCUAUUCCUCCACGCAUUAACUAUUCCUUUAAAGCUAGGCGGCUCGUCCUUUAACAGGUAAAUUGAGUUGUAGUGAAUGACUGGUCCCUCAGACUCUCCGAGCCUCGCCAUUGGCCUGCGACCUGCAGGAGCUCACUGUGCCCCUGACCUCGUUUAGGGGUGCUGGAGGAGGGAACAAAGCGGCCUGGGAAACAGCCUCUGCCCUCGGGUGCUUAGGGUGGAUGAUUAAUAGUUGUUUUUAUAUUCAUUACAGUCCAAUCAGGAAUGUCCCUCCCCCUCCCAUUGGAACAAAGACGUCUCCUUUAAAGCCACCUACGUCCGUCCAGGCCGCACUAGUUAAGGACUAGCGCUCUACUUCGGCUUCCUAGAAAUGGGUUGUUUAAAUCUGCUUGGUGUUUCGCCCCGAGCGUGGGGCUCUAAAGUCGGAGCCUUAGGCGAAACAAAGCCCAGCGCCGUAGCUGCGCAGCUGCACCCCUUUGGUGGGCGCCAAGCGGUCCUACAGCCUGCAGGGGGCGCUGUCGGAGCUCCAGCCCGGCACUUGCAGGGCCGAACUGCCCAUUUCCAGGGAUCCGGGGCGGAGCUUACUGGGGACUACAGGGCGGCUUGGCCCCAGCUCCUCGGUGCAGCCGGUGUCGUGCGCUCCGCCUGUGGGCCGAUUCCGGCUCCACAUCCCGGCACUAGUGCCGCGUGCCCGGGGCGAGCUGCCAGGCCGUAGGCAGGCCCGCCUGCUUGAGGCGGCGGGAGACCAUGGCCGAGGCGGCGCCCGCUCCGGCCCUUGAGCAGGAUGUACAGUCUGGAUCCCUUCAAGCUUUGCUUACUUCCCCAGCACUACAAGUGUCUCCUGAGAAGGACUCAUGCAUGCACUCUCCAGAGAUCACCCCGUGGGCUGUGGUGGCUGCCAUUCAAGCUGUGGAAAAGAAGGUGGAUUUGUGCCUGGCCCGAUUAUUCACUUUAGAGGGCCGGACAAUGACUGCAGAGAAGAAGCUGGCAGACUGUGAGAGGGUAGCAGUAGAGAUUGAAAACCAGCUGGAGGGUAAAUGGACCUUGCUGGGCACCUUGCUCCAGGAGUAUGGGCUGCUUCAGAGGAGGCUGGAGAACAUGGAGAACCUGCUCAGAAACAGGAACUUUUGGAUCCUACGGCUUCCCCCGGGCAGCAAAGGCGAGGUCCCCAAGGUGCCCCUGACAUUUGAUGACGUGGCCGUGUAUUUUUCGGAGCAAGAAUGGGGGAAGCUGGAGGAGUGGCAGAAGGAGCUUUACAAGCACGUGAUGAGGGGCAACUAUGAGAUGCUGGUCUCCCUUGACUAUGCUGUUUCCAAGCCUGAUAUUCUCUCUCAGAUUGAACGAGGAGAAAAACCAUGCCUGAAGGACCAGUGGGGCUCCCAUGAUUUAGUGCUGUGUCCUGGAGAACUAAAUACUAAGUUACCUCCUUCAGAGUAUAGUUUCAAGCAACUUGGACCUUCCCAAGGAGAAACAGAGGAAGAACCAGUUCUUACAGAUCAUCGAGGCUCAGAAACUCAAGGAAACCUAACCAGACUAAGCCUUACUGAACCCCCUCCAGCCAGCGUCAAUAUUUUGUCUGCAAUUAAACAGGAGGAAGAACCACCAAAUGGGGAAGAAGCAUCAGCCUUCCCACAGAGGGAAAUCAAGCCCUGCCUGGGACUAGGUAAUGGACUUGUGAGCAUCAAAACAGAAAGUCAAGUGGCCGAAGCACUCCCACAGCAGCUGAACUCGGAACAGGGCUCCAGCGUGGCAGAGUGCAGAACUCCUGACAGUGGCAGAGAAGACAUGGCCGAGCCCCGAGAGCAUUCCUCCCCUGGUCUGCCAAGGAGUCAGGUAAGGGAGAAGCCCUUACCCCCUGCUGCUAGUGAGCCACCUCGUGUCCUCCCACGCCGGAGAGAGCGGGCCUUCCCCUGUCCAGACUGUGGCCAGAGCUUUAGGCUGAAGAUCAACCUGACCAUUCACCAGCGUAGCCAUGUGGAAGAUGAUGACUGGGCAUCCCAGGGCAGCUGGCCGGACACGUGGGGAGGGACUCCUGCCCCUCUGGAGCCAGGCGAGGUGGUGGUGCCCGGCCCCAUCAUCCAGUGGCUCCCCGAAGAGCCAGAGAGCCACCAGGCCCUGGCAGGGAGACCAUGCCAGGAGCAGCGCCCGUCAUCGGGCCGCCCGAACAGGCUGUACCACUGUAGUGAGUGCCUGCGCCUGUUUGAGCAGCGGAAAAGCCUUCUGCUGCACCAGCGCCUGCACACAGGCAACAGCCAGGGCUGCCCCACCUGCGCCUAUUGUGGCAAGGGCUUCCGGCGACCCUCAGAUCUGUUCCGGCAUCAGCGCAUCCACACUGGUGAACGGCCCUACCAGUGCUCUGAGUGUGGUCGGACUUUCAAUCGUAACCACCACCUGGCUGUUCACAUGCAAACCCACUCCAGGAAGCAUCAGGACAGCCCACACUUUGCCAAAAAAGGAAGCCUGGCCUUGGCUCGGCCCAGCCGUCCUGAGGAAGGUUGAGCCCAGAGGCUGGUGGGGUAAGCCCCCACAUUCCAGGAGGGCCUCCUGCAGCCUCUAGCGGCAAGAGCCUCCUAUCUGCGUGUUGUUGCUCGGCUUGGAGAACAGACAGCAAAGAUAAACUCCAGCCGCCUGGCGUUCUUCCCGUUCUUUGGUGGCACUCUUGCCCUAGGACCAUCUAGGAAAGUUUUUUACUUUGUACAAGAACACUGGGCAGAUGACACGAUUGGAGUUGAGUGUGGUCAGAUACCUAGAAUUUCUCUUCUCUAAGGCUGGCACCUGUCCCUCAGGGACACUGACCCAGAGGAUCGAAGAUGGGCUGGGGAGGGCAGGUCUGAUCACUGGAAACGUCUGGGACCUGUGUAUGUUAUUGGCUUCUGGCCCAAGCCCCGCUGUAAGCUGUGGCCCUUCCUUGCUCCCCUUCCAUGGACUUUUCCCACUGGAGUUCUGAUGGGGCCCAGGCUCCAUUUUGUAUACUCAGGCCUCUGGAGUGAUGUGCAUUUGGGUUUAUUGUUGCCCUGAGAAGAAUCACUGACAUGAUUUUUCCUGUUCUGCUAUUUUAUGUGUUUGUCUUGAAUUUCUUUUUCCAAUAGAAUUUUUUUUAUUGCUUGCA
Monodelphis domestica (gray short-tailed opossum) is the source of this 7742-nucleotide messenger RNA. RefSeq names its product zinc finger protein 783 (gene ZNF783). Gene Ontology annotation, molecular function: RNA polymerase II transcription regulatory region sequence-specific DNA binding; DNA-binding transcription factor activity, RNA polymerase II-specific. The record is from RefSeq and is a predicted model, not a curated record. Lineage: Eukaryota; Metazoa; Chordata; Mammalia; Didelphimorphia; Didelphidae. Gene Ontology annotation, biological process: regulation of transcription by RNA polymerase II. Gene Ontology annotation, cellular component: nucleus.